AUGUUUGCGUCUAACCUCCUGUUCCCCUCCCUUUCUAUACGUUGCGCUACAGAUAAGCCAUACCAGCCCUCAGAGAUGGUGUGCAGAGCGCCGGCGCAGUUCGUGAAGAGGCCCGACACGGGAGGCGCCGGCACUCUCAUCGACCUCAUCGUCAACCACUUCCGGCUGGUGAUCAAAGACAUCGUCGUAUACCACUAUCACGUGGAGUUCGAGUGCAGUAACCGCCCGCUGGGACAGGCGGUCGCCUCGGCUCCCGGUGCCGCCGGUGGCGGUGAUGGGGAACGGGAGUCGAAGGCCAAGACCCGGAAGUUGCGGCAAAAGGAGAACCGAUUGGUGUUCGCGGCGUUUAUGGACAAUAAGCCCGACCUGUUUGGCUAUCAGGAGGCAGGAGUGCAAAAGCUCCAGAAGCCGGUGUUCGACGGCAACUCCAAUGUCUAUACGAAACGCCUGCUCAGCGGACUGGCCACCGAUGGCGAGUACUCGUGUAGUAUAUCCGUGGAAAUGGAUGGCAAACCACAGCACGUGAAAGUGACCAUUAAGUACACGCAGUCUAUCGAUUUGAGUGCUAUUAACCUCUACUACGACGGCCAGUCGGAUAACGUGCCCCGGGAGGCCAUGCAGGCGCUGGAUAUCAUACUGAGGUACGGGCCCACCACCGACCGAAUACCUAUCGGCAACUCCCUGUACCCCAAGUGGGAGACAUGGAAUGGUAGGGACAACAGCCGCGUGGACAUCGACGACGCCGGCAACAAACAGGUGGUGUUCGGCCACUACCAGAGCACCCGACUCACCAAAAUGGGUCCCACAAUACUGGUCGACCGGUCGGCCACCGCCUUCUUUGCCGGCGGAACUCUACUCGACUUUAUGCGGCGCCUGAAGGACAGGAUACCUGUCCACCGACGCCAAGACGACAGAGCGGUCAACGACUCGCUGCUCAGAGACGCUAAAGGCCUACGGGUGUACACCAAUCACUUGGGCUACAAGAGGUGUUACACCAUAAAAGGGCUGUCAGUACUGCCGCCCCAUAAGCAGACCUUCGAGUACGACGACGAUGGCGGACGCAAAGUGAAGACUACAGUGAAAGAGUACUUCCAGAAGGCGUACCCCAAUGUGGCCGUAAACGAUAGGGAGUUCCCGUGUCUCAUACCGCAGGCCAAUAAGACUAUAUACCUGCCGAUGGACGCCUGCUACCUUUUCCCGGAUCAGCCCGUGUCCAGAGGCAAACUGGACGCGUAUAACACGUCCAAAAUGGUGCGCGAGUGCGGCACCAAAUCUCCCGCUGAACGCUUUGACGCCAUUAUGGACGCCGUGACCACAAUCAAGGCGGCGUCGGAACGGUAUCUAAUGGAGUUCAACCUGGACAUCGACACCCAUCCCGUGCAGAUACCGGGCCGCGUACUGAACCCGCCGGCCACGAAGGGCCUGGACCGUCGCCAGGGGCUGGCUAUGCACCGGGCGAUGGCGCUGAGACACUGGGUGUUAGUGAAUCUGUGCGAGCGGUUCGUGGACGACAGGUCCGUCGCGGGGUUCGUGAGCGGACUGUGCGGACAGGCGGCCCGGGCCGUGGGCAUGACCGUCGAGCAGCCGACGAAGGUGUUCCGGUACGACCGCACCGGCCCUCGAGAUAUCGCUAAUAUCUUUGUGGGCGCGAGGACUGAGUGCCGCCGAAAGGGAGGCGCCCUUCAGAUGAUACUGUUUGUCAUACCCGACGAUAGUGUCAUAUAUAACGCUAUUAAACACGUGGGCGACUGUAAUGAGGGUAUAGUCACGCAGUGCGUGAAGUCCAAGAACGUCGCCCGUCCGCCGAAAGGAGGCGUUCAGUCGAACUUAUUAUUGAAAAUCAACACAAAAUUGGGAGGAAUUAACCGCAUUCUAGACCAACGACCCGACAAACCGGAAGUCCUACGCAAACCCAAUUGGCGGGUAAUGAUUAUCGGCGCCGACGUCACA
This is a messenger RNA of Oppiella nova, 1950 nucleotides long. The record is from the annotation of a GenBank genome assembly. NCBI's taxonomy places the organism in Eukaryota, Metazoa, Arthropoda, Arachnida, Sarcoptiformes, Oppiidae.